AUGGCGUUCAAAGGGCAGAACUCGCGAGCCGUUGCUGCGAAAGAGCGCAAGCGCAGCGCGGCCGAAGAGAAGCGGGUGCUCGAAGAAAAAGCCAAAGAAGACCUACAGUGGGUCGACGACGACAAGAUCCUCGCGCAGAAACAACGGCGCAAACGCGAAGCUGAGGAGAAGCAGCAGCGCAAACUCGAGCGCAAACAGGACAAGAAGCAGCUUGAAGAGGAAGAAAUUUUGCAGACGCAGUUCACUGCGCUGCGCGCCGAAUUUCCCACGCUCAAACGCUCGCAGCUGUUGGAACGCGUGCAAAAACUGUGGAAGACGUCUCCUGCGAAUCCGUAUUCACAAAAAAAAUGA
This is a messenger RNA of Dermatophagoides pteronyssinus (European house dust mite), 351 nucleotides long. RefSeq names its product coiled-coil domain-containing protein 124-like. Lineage: Eukaryota; Metazoa; Arthropoda; Arachnida; Sarcoptiformes; Pyroglyphidae. The record is from RefSeq and is a predicted model, not a curated record.